AUGGACUACGAAGCGCUCAAGGACCAAUGGAGCGAUGUCGAGGAUCGCGAUGGCAUCAGACUCAGUUGGAACACGUUUCCAAGCUCCCGCAUGGAAGCCUCCCGCCUGGUCGUCCCCAUUGGUGCCGUCUAUACCCCCCUCAAGGAAAAGGUCGAUGCUCCAUUGCUACAAUACGAACCAGUGACUUGUAAACAGCCUUGCCGGGCUGUUCUCAACCCCUAUGCCAAUGUCGACGUCCGAGCCCGGAUUUGGAUAUGCCCCUUUUGUCUUAUGCGCAACCCUCUUCCUCCUCACUACAAGGAUAUUACGGAAAAUGCGAUACCCCCAGAACUUCACCCCCAGAGCACUACGAUCGAGUACCAAUUGGCACGUCCCGCUCCCGCACCCCCGAUCUUCGUGUACGUCGUUGAUACCUGCCAAGAGGAAGAUAGCAUGAAGGCUUUGAAGGAUUCUUUGAUCAUGAGCUUGUCAUUGCUGCCGCCUAAUGCGUUGGUUGGAUUGAUUACAUUUGGUACAAUGGCACAAGUCCACGAGCUCGGAUACACCGAGUGCGCCAAGUCGUAUGUGUUUAGAGGAAGCAAGGAUUACGCUGCUAAGCAAGUUCAAGAGAUGCUUGGUCUUCUUGCGCCUGGCUUGCGCCCGAACAUGCCCCAGCAGCCCGUCCGCCCGCCUCUUGGUCCUGCGGCACGAUUCCUCCUCCCCGUUCAGCAAGCCGAAUUCCAGAUCACCAACGUCCUCGAACAGCUGCAGCGUGACCCAUGGCCAGUUGCGAACGACAAGCGAGCACUCAGAUGUACCGGUGUUGCCCUCAGUGUUGCGGUUGGUUUGAUGGAGACUUCCUUCCAGAAUGCCGGUGGCCGCAUUAUGGUCUUCACAAGUGGUGCUGCUACCGAGGGUCCGGGCCAUGUUGUUGGACCCGAGUUGAAGGAACCGAUCCGUUCUCACCACGACAUUGAUCGGGACAACAUCAAGUACUACAAGAAGGCCGUUAAGUUCUAUGACAACCUGGCCAAGCGCGCUGCGGGUAAUGGACAUGUCGUCGAUAUCUUUGCCGGAUGUCUUGACCAAGUUGGUCUUCUGGAAAUGAAGAACCUCUCCAACUACACUGGUGGUCAUAUGCUUCUCACAGACAGCUUUACAUCCUCCCAAUUCAAGCAAUCUUUUGUCAGAGUGUUUGACAAGGACGCAAAUGACAACCUACUCAUGGGCUUCAAUGCAUCGCUUGAGGUUCUCACUACCAAGGAGCUCAAGGUCACAGGACUCAUUGGUCAUGCAGUUUCAUUGAACAAGAAGUCUAGCUCCGUCGGCGAGACAGAGUGCGGUAUCGGCAACACUUGCGCGUGGAAGAUGUGCGGAAUUGACCCUGCUUCAAGCUACGGUGUUUACUUCGAGAUCGCAAACCAGGGCGGGCCUGCAGCCGUACAACCAGGUCCUCAAAGAGGAAUGAUGCAGUUCCUGACUUACUACCAGCAUGCUUCCGGACAUUACCAUCUCAGAGUCACAACUGUUGCACGGAAUCUGAGUGGCCCUGCCGGUGACCCGACACUCGCCCAGUCGUUCGAUCAAGAAGCCGCUGCCGUGCUUAUGGCGCGUAUUGCUGUUUUCAAGGCGGAGGUUGAUGACGGUCCUGAUGUGUUGAGAUGGGUUGACCGCAUGCUCAUCAGGCUCUGCUCUCGCUUUGCGGACUACCGCAAGGAUGAUCCGACAUCAUUCCGCCUCGAGAAGAACUUCACCCUCUACCCUCAGUUCAUGUUCCACCUCCGGAGAAGUCAGUUCUUGCAGUUCUUCAACAACUCGCCUGAUGAGACAGCUUUCUACAGACAUGUUCUCAACCACGAGGAUGUUGGUGACUCCCUUAUCAUGAUUCAGCCCACGCUGGAUUCGUACUCUUUGGAGCACGAGGGAAGCCAACCGGUUCUUUUGGACUCGGCUUCUAUCCAACCCUCCCACAUUCUUCUCCUGGACACCUUCUUCCACAUUCUUAUCUUCCACGGAGAGACAAUCGCGGAAUGGCGCAAGGCUGGCUACCAGGACCAAGAGGGCUAUGAGAACUUGAAGGUGCUUCUCGAAUCGCCCAAGGAGGAUGCUAGGGAACUGAUUGCCGAUCGAUUCCCACUGCCCCGUUUCAUUGUUUGUGAUGCUGGUGGCUCCCAGGCACGUUUCCUUUUGUCCAAGCUCAACCCCUCCACAACACACACAUCAGGAGGGUACGGCGGCGGUGUUUCAUCUCAGACCAUUUUCACCGAUGAUGUCUCGCUGCAAACCUUUAUGGAUCAUCUGAUGAAGUAA
Molecule: messenger RNA, 2289 nt
Organism: Aspergillus wentii DTO 134E9
Lineage: Eukaryota; Fungi; Ascomycota; Eurotiomycetes; Eurotiales; Aspergillaceae
Gene: sec23
Product: GTPase-activating protein SEC23
Exons: 6
Coding region: 1-2289 (762 amino acids)
Biological process (GO): COPII-coated vesicle cargo loading; endoplasmic reticulum to Golgi vesicle-mediated transport; intracellular protein transport
Cellular component (GO): COPII vesicle coat; endoplasmic reticulum exit site
Molecular function (GO): zinc ion binding; GTPase activator activity
Source: RefSeq, a predicted model, not a curated record